Messenger RNA from Pyricularia oryzae 70-15, 237 nucleotides. RefSeq lists its product as uncharacterized. The transcript is spliced from 2 exons. The coding region runs from base 1 to 237 and encodes 78 amino acids. The record is from RefSeq and is a predicted model, not a curated record. Lineage: Eukaryota; Fungi; Ascomycota; Sordariomycetes; Magnaporthales; Pyriculariaceae.
AUGUUCUCGCUUGAGCAAAAAAGAUCUAUUAUUUUUCGGUUUUGCCGAUUUCGAAGCAUUAUCCGCGUUGCCGCGCUCGGCUCCAAUUAUCCUCCUGCCCACGAAGGUAUCCUCGCCGUUGUUAGAGGGGCUCAGAGUUGCAUGCAUGCCUUAUUCAAGGCCCCGCCCUGUGACGCGAUGGAUGCAGGGAGCAAGCCGGUCUCUCUUUUUGGCAAGGCUCCUGGCCUAGCUUUUUGA